ACCUUGGGCAUAGUUACAUAUCCACCAAACCUGAAUUUCUGGUGUGUGUGUCGUUCAGUGUGGUCCUGGCCACGCCUCAAAUCCGACCGACACGCCCAAGUAGUCGUUAUGGAUCAAGAGCCCAAGGACUCGGGACGGCCCCUGGAAAUGGGAGCGGGUGGGGGUCUGCAUCCUAGUGGGAGUGGCAUGUCGAACCAUCAUAUCCCAGUGGAAUUGAGAGAUCUGCACUGCCCCACCACGCCCUCAUGCGCCAGUCCGGGCCCGGCCUCGCUCUCGGCCCAGGACGAAGCCAACAAACGCCGCAGUUCUCGGGCGAUCAAACGCAAACGAUUUGACGACGAAAUCGUGGAUCGACCUCCUUCUCAGCCCUCCACGCCCAUCCCAGCCGCCCUCCAUCCACCGCCAACCACCGCUCCGGCUUCAUCCGCGACCAUGACUCACUCGAGCGCAUCCACGGCCACCCAUCACGCCCACCUAGACCAAUCCGACGAGAAAGAGUCCGGAGGCGGUAGUAGUGGGCAGGGCAAGGGCAAGUCCGCCCCUGGCAAGAUCCAAGCUUCUUUGGAUUUGGACGCUUCGAUGCUGUCAAGUGCGCGGAAUCUCCGGAAAAAGGUCCAACAAAAGAGCAAGAAGAAGAAACGCGAAGGGGCGUGGCGGGAUUUGGGUCGUUGGAAGCCCACCGACGAUCUAGCCUUGAUCACGGGCGUAAUGCAAACCAACGAUUUGCCCACGGUCUAUCGAGGUACCAAGUUCACGUGCCAUUUCUCGUUGUUCGAGAUCCAGGAACGUUGGAAUGCGCUGCUCUACGAUCCGAUCAUCUCCAAGUUGGCCGUGCAAGCCAUCAAGAAUCUUCAGCCCGAGAUGGUGUUGGCCGUCCAACGGAAAGCGCUCUUCAGCCAACCGGAGACCGAGCUUUUGAAAGGCAUCGAGGCCAACAAGACCCCCCAGCCCACUUUGAAGGACUUCGAGGCGCUCUUGGCCCAGAAUCCGCACGUGUUCUUCCACACGCGCACGCCCCGAUGUCUGGCCCAUUAUUGGCAGAGCCUCAAGCAGUUCACCCUCCUCCCUGAUCAGCAAGUCCAGCCUUUGCCUAAGGACAACCACAUCCUGAACUUCUUGGACGCCGAGGCCAACAUCAAUGAUGGGGAGCUGUACGAGCCCAAACAAGAAAGCUUGGACCUCGAACUCCGAUCCACGGACAAAAGAGUGAAAAAGGAGAUUCGUCAUUUGGAGGCAGAGAUCAACAAGUGGCAAGUUCUGGUGGACAAGGUUCGUGGCGACAAUCCGCCAGACUUUGACAAUCAGACCUUGGCCGUGUUGAGAGGAAGGCUCGUUCGAUAUCUCAUGAGGAGCAAAGAGAUCACCCUGGGUCGGACUUCAAAAGAUCAGUCAGUGGAUGUGGACCUGAAAUUAGAAGGCCCCGCUUGGAAGAUCUCCCGCAAACAGGGGGUGAUUAAACUCAAAAACACGGGCGAGUUCUACAUUGCCAAUGAAGGCCGCAGGAGUAUUUUCGUCAACGGCAAACCCGUUCAAAGGGGCGAGAGCGCUCGUUUGUGCAACAACUCCGUUUUGGAAAUUGCCGGACUUCGCUUUGUAUUCCUCAUCAACGUGGAUUUAACCGAUGCCAUCCGCCAGGAGACGUGCAAGACCAACCAACUCACGAGUGCUUGAAUUCUGAACCCGUUCUCCCUUUUCAAUACGACAGUAAAUAAGCAAUGAAUGCGCACUUCAUAUCGUCUUUUCCAAUUCGGCCUCUGGCUCAUUUAAUCAUGAACAAACAAGAUCAGCAACACGAGAAUACAUAUACGCCAAGAUGCCUGA
Messenger RNA from Tigriopus californicus, 1821 nucleotides. RefSeq names its product microspherule protein 1-like (gene Rcd5). Gene Ontology annotation, cellular component: MLL1 complex; NSL complex; Ino80 complex. The record is from RefSeq and is a predicted model, not a curated record. Gene Ontology annotation, molecular function: protein binding; G-quadruplex RNA binding. Gene Ontology annotation, biological process: positive regulation of transcription by RNA polymerase II. The transcript is spliced from 7 exons. Lineage: Eukaryota; Metazoa; Arthropoda; Copepoda; Harpacticoida; Harpacticidae. Bases 109 to 1671 code for a protein of 520 amino acids.